Molecule: messenger RNA, 1020 nt
Organism: Akanthomyces muscarius
Lineage: Eukaryota; Fungi; Ascomycota; Sordariomycetes; Hypocreales; Cordycipitaceae
Exons: 3
Coding region: 1-1020 (339 amino acids)
Source: RefSeq, a predicted model, not a curated record
AUGUCGCAGCUGCUGUCCCUGCCAGGGGAAGUUUUGGCCGCUAUUGUCGAUAAUUUGGGCCCUUCGCAGGACGACUUCGACAACUUCUACCACCGUUACAUGCCCGAUGUCAGCUUGUAUAGGCUGUCGCAGACUUGUACGAUCUUUCGCAGCAUCUGCGUACCCAAGCUGUACGAAAUUUGUAACAUCAAAACUGGCUCCAGCACUCUCCGUCGCAGCCUUGGGAUUCUCCGCACGCUUGCCACCAGACCCGAGAUUGCAAGCCGAGUCAAGAGAAUCAUUGUCGAUGCAGCCUUUUACGUAAAUGCUAGCAGUGUCGAUGAGAUAGUCCUCUCGGCGGAAGACGCGAAGCUCUUCAAUCGCGUCUUGGAGGAAAAGGUCGACAUGUCUAGUGUUACGCCUCUGUGCGAGCUGCGCGCCACUGAUUCGACUGAGCUCAACGGACGCGAUGACAUUGGCGACUCUCUGGCCUGCGUGGCCUUUGCUCUCGUGCCCAACAUCACGAGCGCCAUUUUCUUGUCUCACUAUGCAUCGCUCGAAUGGACCAUGACCGCCUCAUUUCCGUUGCUCGAGGCAUUCUCGAUACAGCACGCUGACACUGAGUUGGGAACCGACUUUGAAAGUGGAAAAGGUGUGCUGCUCGCUGCUCCUAAUGUGAGACGAUUGAUCGGCUGGUCGAUUUGCUCGCUGGCAACGGCUGAGUACACGUCCGUCAGAGAAGUCGUGCUUGGAUACAGCGGGAUAAGUGACGACGAGAUGGUGCGUCUCCCUGUAGUGUUUCCAAACCUGGAGAGGGUUAGCUACACGGAUGGUGGGCCAUGUGUCAGCGAAGAGCCUGCCGCAACUCCGCUAGCAAUUUCCAACGCGUUACUUGGUCUACGCAAAACGCUAAAAUACAUGGAGAGUCUGGCCCCAAUGAAAGUUCUAGAGAGUCUCCGAUUGCAAGCACUGCACAUCUACAAUGAUGAUGAUAAUCCGCAGGAGCUUCCCUCGACCACAGAACUGGUCGGCACGGCAUAA